GGCAGCGGGAGGGUGGAGGUGUACCUGAACGGCCAGUGGGGAGCGGUGUGCAACUCUCACUGGACGGACAGAGAUGCCAGUGUGGUCUGCAGGCAGCUGGGUUUUGGGGACAUCGGCACGGCGCUGCGGCACCCCCAGUUCGGCUCCGGCUCCGGCCUCUUCCACUACGAGCGCCUGGGUUGCCGCGGGGACGAGGAGACCCUGAGCCGGUGCCGGAGCAGGACCUUCGUCACCGGCGACUGUAGCCACGGAAACGAGGCGGCGGCGGUGUGCGCGCCGCCGGAAGGUCAGUGUGACUCCCCCCGGGGGCGUCAUGGCAGCGGCCCCCCUCUGCGGCUGGUCGGAGGCGAGGAAGACUUCGAAGGGCGAGUGGAGGUGUUUCACGCGGGCCGGUGGGGGUCCGUCUGCGACGACCAAUGGGACGACAGGGACGCUGAGGUGGUGUGCAGACAGCUCGGCUUCGGGGGUGUCGCAAAGGCCUGGUCGUGGGCUCACUUCGGUCAGGGUUCCGGCCCCAUCCUCCUGGACGCCGUGAAGUGCACGGGGAACGAGCUGUUCCUGGAUCAGUGUCCCCACGGCGACUGGGAGCAGCACAACUGCGACCACAUGGAGGACGCCGGGGUGUCCUGCAGUCCUUAUACAGACGGCGUGGUGCGUCUGGUGGGAGGAGACAGCCCGUGGGAGGGCCGGGUGGAAGUGUUCCACAACGGCGACUGGGGCACGGUGUGUGAUGACCGCUGGGCCCAGGAGCACGCCGAGGUGGUCUGCAGGCAGCUGGGCUACAGGGGUCACGCUGAGGUGGUGGCCGAUGGGACGUUCGGCGAGGGCGUGGGUCUGAUCCUCCUGGACGACGUCCAGUGUGAGGGAUCCGAGACCUCCCUCCUGGACUGCCAACACGGGAUCUGGGGUAGGACAGACUGCUCGCACGGCGAGGACGUCGGCGUCCGCUGCAGAGGCCGACCCGGCCCGGAGACCAACGAGGUGCCGGUCAUCGCGCCGUCCACGGGUCCCCUGGUGCGUCUGGCUGGUGGGAGCAGCAGGAAGGAAGGUCGGGUGGAGGUGUAUCUCCAUGGCGACUGGGGAAGCAUUUGCGACUCGGGCUGGAACGACCUGAACGCGGCCGUCGUGUGCAGGCAACUCGGACACAGCGGCGGGGCGGUUGCAGCGGCCGGGUUCGGUCAGGGAAAAGGACCCAUUCACCUGGACCAGGUGAGGUGCACGGGGAAGGAGGAGUUCCUGGGAGAGUGUCCGUCUCUGGGCCAGAACAUCCAGGGCUGCCGGCGCCGGGAGGAUGCAGGGGCGAGGACCACGUGGCCCUGGCAGGUGUCGGUGUGGCUUCAGUCCUCGGACCGAGCCGGCGGGCCCCUCUGCAGCGGCACUCUGGUCAGCCCCUGCUGGGCCCUGACCUCCGCCUCCUGCCUCAGCAGGUUUGCCAGCGACCCGUCCGGCCUGGCGGUGCUGGUCGGCGCCUCGGAGCAGGCCGUCACCCCGGAGCGGGUGGUGGUUCACAGGAAGUUCAAGGGCCAGAGCGGCGGCCAUGACGUGGCCCUGCUCAGGCUGCCCAGCGCCAAAGGCCGCUGCCUGACGUUCCAGCCCGACACCAACGCGGCCUGCCUCCCCGCGGCCGACGCCCCCAGCGGAGAGACCACGCCCUCUUCCUGUGUCGUCGUGGUUACGACAGGCUGGACAGGAGCAGACUCCGUUAUAGCUUCAUGGGUACCUCUGAUGUCGCCAUGGCAAUGUAAGAAGCACUAUGGCAACAGCUUCUCCACUCACGGCACACUGUGCGCCGGCGGUCCUCCGGACCAGGCCGUCCUCCGCGGCGACGGUUGCCAGGGCAACUCCGGAGGCGGGCUGCUGUGCCAGGGAGACGGGGGUCGAUGGGUCCUCGCCGGGGUCGUCGCCGGGGGUUACGGCUGCGCCGGCCCCUCCGCUCCCGCGCUGUACACGCGGGUCAGCCGCUUCAGGAGCUGGAUGGACGAGGUCACCGACGAUCCAGUGACGGCGCACGCACACACACAAACCGGUCUGACGCACAAUGACAAUGACCUCACGCCCACGUACGGAAAACACACACACGGCCAGGGCAGAGAUGAGCACUCGCAACACACGCAGAACGACAUCAGUGAGGCCAAACAAACGCGCACACACACUCAUUCACACACUAAAGGCACACUAAACGCGUACCACAGAGAGGACGACAGCACACACACAGAAGUUGUGGUCUGAUUGAAGCCCUUGCCAUCGGUUGCCGCCUGUGCCAUGUGACCGCCUGUGGAGAGAAAAAGGGAAAAGGAAAGCUAAUUAAAGAUGCUCCCAGUUUAAAGACGCAUUCAAAUCUGAAGUCAGUGUUGCGAAUUACAAGUUUUUUGGGGCUGCUGCUCGUCCAGCGACGUGGGCAGGACGGCAGAGAGUGGCCCGGGGAUUUAGGAAGGGUGUUAGGGAGACUUAUCAGAGACUGAUGGGAAGUUUAGGGUGAGCUUUAUCAUCACCAUGACAACCAAAACAGUCAGCGCAGCCUGUAUAUAAAGGACAAUGGAGUUUGCGUUGAUAUUUGAGGGAUAUUUUGAAGGUGGUCACCCAAGAAUCUAUGCUAAUCUCCCCUAUUUACGUGUCCUCUGCGUGAGUCAUAGGAAAAUUGCAAAAAAAAUACCCUAAAACAGAACAUGUAGUGUUUAAGCUGGCUGCGUCUCAUCUCUGCACCUCCAACACAAACGAUGUAGAUAAGCUCCUGCUAGCAGGCGAGGCUCGUCCCGAGUUAUUUUUUUAUUAACAUGCGUGUGGGUUUCGUUUUCAAACAGGGCUCAUCUCUGAAGGCUUCCUUCUUUUACCUUUAUCGGUGAAAGUGCUGUAGUUUAUUUAGAGACCAUAAGUAAGCUACUAUACAAAGGACUACACCACUGAUUUAUCUUGUUUUAGUGAUAUUAACUUUCAGUGUUCACAUGGCACUCAUAUUGGGAUAAAAAGGGUGUAAAUCAUAACAGAAAUUAGAGUCAAGGAAACCUAGAAUAUAACCUUUUUAGAACUGCUGGUUUUGAUUUGGAUAUCUUCUUAAAACCAUUUCUGGAAAUGGGUGAAAAACCUGGUAGGAACUGUCAAAUGUGCAGUUAAUUUGACCAAUAAUCCUACAAAACUGUGUGAUAUAGAAGGUAUAAAAACUAACACCCCGCAAGAUUAACAGAAAGAACAAAAAUGUUCUGUUCAUGUGUUCGGAGCCAGUGACUCAAAUCAAAUCAAAUCAAAGUAUGGCUAGAAUACAACACGGUUUUCAGUCACGUGUAUUGCUGAUUAUUUCUGGGGCUUUUAAAGAGCAAAAAACAUGUAAAAUCAUUAGCGUAGUCUUUAAAGUCUGUACAGGAUGAUAUUCUCCUUUCAAAGCCAUUUGAAGCUGCCUGUUAGAUGAUAAAUAUGUUUUUGUAUUGCUAUAGAUACGGUAGGUAGAUUCUCAGAUAGACGGAUAGAUAAGUAGCUGCCUCUCCUGAGAUUAGAUGUUUUUAGGUAGCCCACCUGGUGAAGUCGAUGUAGUCUGUUCUGUAGUUGUCAGAUGUGGCAUCCAACCAGGGGAUGGCGACAUUGCUCUAUUUUUCUCGGGGUAGUCUGGGGCCCUGCUGGUUCUUUUUGAUACAGUUGCUGUUAGUGUAUGAACUUGUGCUGGAUGUACCGUGAACCGCCGUGUUGUGAAGCAUCUUGUAAACCUCCGCUGCCCGUCCCGAGCCUGCCGUUUCAAUCCUGUACAUAAACUCAUGCCUGUUCCCUUUCGCCCGGUCCUUCCUCGGACUCGACGUUCACCUCCUGCAAACCCCUGGCCGAAAUGAUGGAAUCGCCACACCAUUCUCUGAUUUAAACAGGCUCCAACUUUCCCUCUGCAGCAGUUGACGGAUCAGCACUGCAGGUUGGGACCUUGUCACAGACCUUUUUUUUUUCUUUUUUCUUUUAAAUUUUCCACUGUUAAUCUUUAAUCAAAUUCAGAUCCUAACUCAAACAUUCAUCCAUCGGCUCAGUAACAGAACCAUUAUCUGUUAUUGUGUCCUUUACCUGACAUCGUAUUAUGGGUGUUUGUGUCAUAGGACCUGAACCAAACUGAGGUUAUGGCAUCGUCUCCCUGUCUGACGCAGACGGGUGAUUCAUCUCUGAAUAUCACUUAUGUUCAGGCUCUCCGCUCCUCUUAAACCCACUGUAAUUUUCCUUCCUUUUGUUUCGGUGCUCUUACGGUUUAUUUUUGGCUUUUCUGAAUGGGAAUCCCAUUGCUUUCAGUUGAGUCCUCACAGCUUGACUGCUUCCCAUUUGUUUAAUAAUUUAUUUGGUUUUAAUUUUUCUAUUUUCUGAUAUUUGGCCAUGAGUUUUCCACCCUGACAUUUUGACUUCAUCAACCUCAUGUGUGAUGUGAAAGAAAGAAAAAAAAUGGAACAGAUUCAGAGCAUUUAUUAGGUCUGAUUGGUUUGGUUGUGUGUUUUUCAAAAUAAAAUGAAAAUACCAAAUAAAUAUCAUUCAAGAGUGGUGAAACAAUCAUUUUUGCCAGGGAUUGAAGAUCAUGUGGGUUAAUGUAAAUAAUGUACGUCUUCGGGAAGAUGAUGUGAGAGUGCAGAGUGCAUAUACUUUGUGUUGAACCCGCCGGCCGUUUCUCCUCAGUGUACUGUGCUGGAUCAUGGUUGUGUAUUAAAACGUAAACCUGCUGAGAACAAAUACCAAGUGUUGCUGUUUUUCUUUCCAAUUUCAGAUGUUCAGUUGUGAAUCUUUCGAUAAACCUGUUUAUGAAUCGGCUUUUGUUUUCGAUGUGAGCACCCUAUGCUACAGCAUGUGAAGUAGAUUAAA
Menidia menidia (Atlantic silverside) is the source of this 4812-nucleotide messenger RNA. NCBI's taxonomy places the organism in Eukaryota, Metazoa, Chordata, Actinopteri, Atheriniformes, Atherinopsidae. The record is from the annotation of a GenBank genome assembly.